UGACAGAUUGCGUCAGUGCCAAUCCGUGAUAAAUAUAAAAGACGUCAAAAAUAAAAUAAAAAAACAUUAAUUACGGUAAUUACCAUGACGUAUUAUAGUUUCAGAUAGUUAAUAAAAAUAUACUAUUAAUUUGUCUCGAAUAUUACAUUAUAUUUUAUUUAGAAUAUAGUAAAGUUUUAGAAACAACUGCAAAAACUUAACCUAGAAGGAGAGAGUGGUGUGCACAUUUUUCUGGAUUUACUCAAUUAUUUUAACAGAAUACUUAAAAUUUUAUUAAACAUGGAAGGAGAUUUCAUCAAAAACAAUUUAUUGAUAGGUAUGGGAAAUCCUCUUUUAGACAUCUCGGCUGUAGUAGAAAAAGACCUACUCCAAAAAUAUGAACUCAAAGAAGAUAAUGCCAUUUUGGCGGAAGAAAAACAUAAGCCUAUAUAUGAUGAACUUACAGCCAAAUACCCUGUUAGUUACAUUGCCGGAGGAAGUGUUCAAAAUUCUUUGAGAGUAGCACAAUGGUUGCUAGAAAAACCAAAUGUAGUUACGUUUUUUGGAUGUGUAGGACAAGAUAAAUAUUCAAAAAUAUUGUAUGAAGAAGCUACUUCAAGUGGUGUUAAUGUUAAAUACCAAUACAGUAGUGCAUCACCCACAGGUACCUGUGCUGUGUUGAUAACAGGCUACAAUCGCUCUCUAUGUGCAAACUUAGGCGCUGCAAAUGAUUUUACAAUUGACCAUCUGUCUGAUCCAGAAAAUAAAAAGUUGAUAGAAAGUGCACAGUUUUAUUAUGUGUCCGGAUUUUUCUUAACAGUAAAUCCAGCAGCUCAAAUGGAAAUGGCCAAGUAUGCUGUAAGCAAAAACCGUCCUUUUGUAAUGAACUUAAGUGCCCCUUUCAUUUGUCAAUUUUUUUUCAAAGCAUUUGCUGAUGCUUUACCUUAUACAGACCUGUUAUUUGGAAAUGAAUCUGAAGCAGAAACUUUAUCAGAGAGUUAUAAUUUUGGUACCAAAAAUAUUGAAGAAAUCGCAUUGAAAAUAUCUGAAUUGCCUAAAGAAAAUGAGAAUCGAAAAAGGACAGUUAUCAUUACCCAAGGUGUUGAACCCAUCAUAGUUGCAUCAGAAGGCAAAAUACGGAAGUUUCCCAUUGUUAAAUUGUCUAAAGAGAAAAUUGUUGACACAAAUGGGGCUGGAGAUGCCUUCGCAGGUGGAUUUUUAUCACAAUACAUUUUAGGAAGAAGUUUGGAAGUAUGUAUAAAAUGUGCAGCUUGGGCUGCUGCUGAGAUUAUUCAAAGAAACGGUUGCAGUUUUGAGGGAAAACCUGCCUUUAAUCCAGAGUUAUAAUGUUACAUAAAUGACUUAGGUAUAAAUUGCUGCCUAUUUUUUAAAAAGAGAAAAUUAAUACAAGAUCGCAUUUAUAAAAUGAAUGACUUUAUGUUAAAACAUUUUAUAUUUUUUGUAAAAAAAUUACAUUUAUGUUAAGAGGCAACAGCGCGUCAUCAAUAUUUUUGUUUCGUCGGCAGUACGACAGUGACAGUGAUACUAUACUAUCAAAAACAAUAAUUAUUAUAUUCAUAGGCGCGCUAAAUGUUGCCAAGUCGAUCAAGUUGGAUUUCUUGCUAUAGAUAAUCGAUUUUUAGUAGUUCCAAUGUGACACAAAAGUUUAUUUGAAGAAAGUGUAUUUUUUGUCCUUCUUAAUGACGGUACAAGCUCGUUUUUGCAAUAUUUUAUUUAACUAUAGAGCAGUGUUUCCCAACCUUUUUUGUGCCUUGCCCCACCUUAGCCUUUCUUAAAUUUAUACCUCUUAUGUAACAUACAUAUACAGGGUGUAACGAAAAUACAGGUCAUACAUUAAAUCACAUAUUCUGACACGAAAAAUAGUUCGAAUGAACCUAACUUACCGUAGUACAAGUAUGCACAUAAAAAAAGUUACAGCCCUUUGAAGUUACAAAAUGAAAAUAGAUUUUUUCAAAUAUGUAUAUCGAAAACUAUUAGAGAUUUUUUAUUGAAAAUGGACAUGUGGCAUUCUUAUCGCAGGAACGUCUUAAAAAAGAAUUAUAGUAAAAUUUGUGCACCCCAUAAAAAUUUUAUGGAGGUUUUGUUUCCUUAAACCUCCCAAACUUUUGUGUACGUUCCAAUUAAAUUAUUAUUGUGGUACCAUUAGUUAAAUUCAAUAUUUCGAAAACUUUUUUGCCUCUUAGUAUUUUUUCGAUAAGGAAGUUUUUAUCGAGUUGCGGCUUCUAUUUUAAUAUGUUUACAUAAAAGUUUUAUGGGGGUUUUGUUCCUUUAGACCCCCCAAAUGUUUGUGUAUGUUCCAAUUAAACUAUUACUGCGGUACCAUUAGUUAAACACAGUGUUUUUAAAACUUUUUUGCCUCUGUAUUUUUUCGAUAAGGCGCCUUUUAUCGAGAUGUGGUUUCUUUUUUAAUAUGGUUCAAAAUAUAUCUAAAAAAGUAAAUCAUAAAUAAAUUUUCAUAUGAUUACCAAGUCUCCUUAAUCGUACUUAGCCAUAUACAAAUAUGUGGUGGAUUUGACAAAUAUUCAAAAUAUCUCGAUAAAAACUGACUUUUCGAAAAGGUACUAAGAGGCAAAAAGUUUUUAAAAUAUCGUGUUUGACUAAUGGUACUACAAUAAUAAUUAAAUUCGAACGUACACAAAAGUUUGGAUGGGUUUAAAGGAACAAAACCCCCAUAAAAUUUUUAUGGGGUGUCCAAAUUUCACUAUAAUUUUUUCUUAAUAAAAGAUCUCUAAUAGUUUUCGAUAUAUUGGAAAAAAUCGAUUUUCUUUUUGUAACUUAAAAGGCCUGUAACUUUUUUAUGUGCAUAUUUAUUUGUACUAAGGUAAGUUCAGUUCAAUAGAACUAUUUUUGGUCCCAGAAUAUGUGAUUAAAUUUAUGACCUGUAUUUUUGUUAUACCCUGUAUAUUUGGGAGCAAAUAUCAAUAACCAGUGUACCCCAAAAAAGAAAUCCUAUCAAGAAUCGAACAAGCGAGGAAAACACUCAAAAACAUGAAAACAUUUUUUUACAACAAUAGACCUUAGUCUGGAGCUCAGAAUCUGAAUAAUCAAAUGUUGUGAAGCAUGGCUGUGAAAGUUGGAUAAUGGACUCUGAAACAGCAAAAGAAUGCUGAGAAUUCCAUGUGUACAAAAAGUUACUAACAACGGGGUACUUCAGUGCAUGAGUAACAAAAAGAGUUACUAAGAAUAAUCAAAGAGAGGAAAAUAAAAUAUUUGGGUCAAGUGUUGAGAGGUGAAAGAUAUGAAUUACUUCAAAUCGUAUUUGAAGGUCAAGUAGAGGGCAAAAGAUCAGUAGGAAGACGCCAGAACUCGUGGCUGAAAUACCUAAGGAGUUGGUUUGACCUCUGACGCGGUUGGUUAGGUAAAUAUGAAGAUGGAGAGGUUACCAAUAGUUUUCUUGUACAUUUGGUUGAAUCUGGAAAUUGGAUCUUGAAAUGAAAUAGAUUUUGAAUCUAUUUCAUCAGAAAUCCAUGCCAUCGCUCUUUUUAUAUUAAAUAAAGUUUUAACUGUCUGAUCAUUUUUGCAAUUCUUUGAGUUUUUCUUAAUACUGCAUAUUUGAUAUAUCAGACAAAUCGCCAACAUUGGCUGCAUCAUCCACGUUGAAAAAAUCAUUUUGUUUUAAAUCAGAAAAUAUUUAUUUUUCACAUUUUCAGUUACCUCACAUUUUUGGAGCCGAUGAAACUAUUCAAAGUUUUUGUUAAUAUGUUUCUGACAAAACUCAAUAUGGGUAAUAAAACCAAAUAUCUUCGCUUUGCAUUGACAAAAGUUUUAUUUGUUCCUAGAAGUAUUAGCUUAUUUAGCUUAGCACAAAAAUACUUUACCAUCGAUUGUUAACAGUAUCAAACUGUUCUAUAAAUAUUUUCAAGCAGUUCCCUAUAUAAUCCCAUCAUCUUACUAGUAAAAGUCUACGUCCUCAUCUUGUUCUUCACAAAAUAGCUUUAAGAUACGCUCACAUUUAGCAUUAACACACUUUAACACUUUAUUACGGAAUGUAGUACUUCAUUUAGAUCAGGCGAGAUGUUUUAGCUACCAAGUUUUCCGUAUGAAUAACACAAUUCGCAAGAAUCAUUUCUGGAUUAGCAUCUUUCAUCAAUUUUAAGCAGGCAUUUUUUGCGUAUCAAAUUAGGAGCACCGUCUGCAGCACAAGAUGUAAGUUAUCAAUACUCCCUCAAUGUCUUUUAAAGUUGAUUCAUCCAUUUGCCUCAAGUUGAUUUUCAAUAUCUUCACCUAUUUCGUCUAUUCUUCUACUAACAGUAUUAUUACUGACUAACAUAACUUUAACAUCUUUGUCAUCUUUUUCAAGAACCAUUUUAGAAAAUGCUGAUAUUGACGGUUUUAUUAAAAAUUCUCUCCUACAGUAAGAUUUAUUCCAGUUUUAGUGAUGAAUAUCUUCACUCCUUCACUGAAAUCUACUAUUGCAUUAAAAUGGCCCGGGACGAAAAAUUUAAACUCGGGUCAACCAUAUUCGAAUUGCCCCCCUUAACAAUCAAAUUGCCCCCCUGUGGGGCGUGGACCCCACGUUGGGAAACACUGCUAUAGAGUAAUUUCCGCAUAAAUACUAACAUAAUUCUCAAAUUGGGCUCUGUACCGCCAUUAUUUACUAUAUUACGAAUAUGUGUGCCAAAUAUCUCAACAAAAUAUUCAAAAUUAAAGCUGCAAUCUUGGAACGCGUUUUCCGCACGCUGAUGUUGCCUCUUAAUAAACACAUGUAUAACAUACAUAUUCUAGCUUAUUUUAAAUAAAACUUAACUUUUUUACAUCCAACAAUAAUUUUACACAAAGUUAUUAUUGAUUUUUUAUUUUUAAAUAAUGUAAUGUUAACCUAUUAAGAUUGAUGCAAAUACAUUUAAAAAAUGUGUCGGAUUUUAGAAAACUAUAUUAUACCAUCCUCAGGAAAUGUAUGUUAUAAUAAAAAUUGCGAAUACUUUAAACAU
Molecule: messenger RNA, 4931 nt
Organism: Diabrotica virgifera virgifera (western corn rootworm)
Lineage: Eukaryota; Metazoa; Arthropoda; Insecta; Coleoptera; Chrysomelidae
Exons: 2
Coding region: 280-1326 (348 amino acids)
Biological process (GO): purine ribonucleoside salvage
Cellular component (GO): nucleus; cytosol
Molecular function (GO): adenosine kinase activity
Source: RefSeq, a predicted model, not a curated record